This is a messenger RNA of Corythoichthys intestinalis (scribbled pipefish), 737 nucleotides long. RefSeq names its product protein S100-A1-like. Bases 322 to 624 code for a protein of 100 amino acids. Gene Ontology annotation, cellular component: cytoplasm. Lineage: Eukaryota; Metazoa; Chordata; Actinopteri; Syngnathiformes; Syngnathidae. The transcript is spliced from 3 exons. The record is from RefSeq and is a predicted model, not a curated record. Gene Ontology annotation, molecular function: calcium-dependent protein binding; calcium ion binding.
UUUCAAGUCCUUCUUUGCCUCCUUAAUCUGUGCUUGAAGCUCCUCUGCGGCCUCCUGACAGUCGUUAAAGGUGGCCACCCGGUAGCCCACCGUGAGCAAGGAGUAACAGCCGAACGACACCAACAGGUAGAGCGGCAUGGGCCAAGCCACUUCUCGGUACGGAUGCGGCACCUUCAGGUCCAACGGGUCGAAGGCAACCAGCACCCAGGCGGCCAGCACCACCGAAACUCCGAAUAGCCACUCCAUAAAUUUGGUCAUGAUGAAACCAGGACACGGAAGCAACCUGAGAUAAUAACAAGUGAAAAUCCAAUCCAAGCAAGCAUGCCUUCACAACUGGAGACAGCCAUGGAGUCCCUCAUCGUGGUGUUCCACCGCUACGCUUCGCGGGACGGCAGGUCUGGCACCCUCAGCCGAAGGGAACUCCGAGAAUUGAUGGAGAACGAGCUGUCCAACUUUUUAAGGAGCCAGAAGGACCCAGCUGCCGUGGACAAGAUCAUGAAAGACCUGGACACCAACAAGGAUGGCCAAGUAGACUUUGAGGAGUUUGUGUCCCUGGUGGUAGGACUAUCCAUAGCGUGUGAGCAGUGCUACCAACUACACAUGAAGACCGCCGCCAAAAAGUAGAAGCAAUAAUGUCCUGAAGAAAACACUCCGCAAAACAUUUCAUUAGUUGUUUUUCUUUUUUCUUUUUUUUUUUCUUUUUUAUCGUGCAUUAAAAAUGAUUCCAAUGAUUCAAA